Molecule: messenger RNA, 963 nt
Organism: Radiomyces spectabilis
Lineage: Eukaryota; Fungi; Mucoromycota; Mucoromycetes; Mucorales; Radiomycetaceae
Exons: 2
Coding region: 389-847 (152 amino acids)
Source: RefSeq, a predicted model, not a curated record
CGUGCAUUUUGCAAAGAUAUGCUUUGCGGGGAAUAUCACACGACUGGUGUCACAGAACUUUGUUGACCAUUUUUGCACAAAAAAUAACACCCCCAAAAAAAAUCCUUACAAUUUUCAAUGGAUUGACGUACCUUUUUCACAGAGAAAAGCAUCUGCUCCUAUACGAUAGAUAGCUGAUAAAUAGUAUGUUCUUUCUUUUGACUUGAAAGAUGUUAUAUCAAAAACAUAUGCUGCUUUUGUCCUUUCAAGUUGAUCAAGAUCUGCGGCCUAUGAAAAUACCUGCAGGGGGACUGCUUUCUGCGAAAUUUAUUGAGACAUUUCGAGGGGCAAGAAGAAAAAAGGGAAAUAUUUCUCGCCGCUGUAACCACUGCCCAAAACGUUCUUUACUAUGUUGCCUCGGUUGCCUCCGUUGCUUUUGGCCGCCUUGGGCGGGGCUUCGAUAUAUGGAAUUAAAUGGGUGUUGGAUAAAAUGGAACCAAAAGCGUUAGGCCCACCUGGGUCUUCGGAGCACGCCGAGCGUGUGUACAAAUACCGUCAAAACGUUCGUCGCGUGGGCAUGGCGGCCGCAGCAUCCGGCAUUGUCUACGGUGCUUACUGGUUAUAUGAAUCGCGUGUGCAUCGACCGACACCGGCGGUUUCCUCGGAAACGACCGACGGUAACGAUACGUUUUAUAACGAUCAAUACAGCAGUAGGGAGCGUCGGUUUCGAGAAGAAAGCGAGAAGAUGAAGGCGAAACAGCGACAGAAAGAAGAAGAGCUGCAACGGCAACUAGAGUCUGAGCAAGCGUUGAUGAGUAAGACGAUGGACGGACCAGUCAUAUCACAUGAUGGCGAUUAUCCAAAAUAGGAUGUUUUUUUUAAACCCGUUAAAACCUUUUUUGUUUUUCCAUUGUCUCAUCAUAAACCCGCAAUUGAACAGUUUGAAAUCACGAUGAUUCAUAUGUUGCGCUAAAGAGAAAGAAA